Messenger RNA from Pseudopodoces humilis (Tibetan ground-tit), 3359 nucleotides. It is a transcript of the gene EXOC3L1, whose product is annotated as exocyst complex component 3 like 1. Gene Ontology annotation, biological process: exocytosis; exocyst localization. NCBI's taxonomy places the organism in Eukaryota, Metazoa, Chordata, Aves, Passeriformes, Paridae. The record is from RefSeq and is a predicted model, not a curated record. Gene Ontology annotation, cellular component: exocyst. Gene Ontology annotation, molecular function: SNARE binding.
CCGCGAAGCCUGGACACCAUGGGCAUGUCUGCGGAGGACGAGCGCGCCGCCAGCCCCAGAGAUGAGGAGUGGCCGGAAGCAGAGAAGGCUGAGAAGCUGGCGAGAGGAGCUGCUCUGAAAUGGGCUUCGGGGGUCUUCUACCGCCCCGAGAAACUGGAGGGGCUCGGGCAUUACCGGAGACGAGAGACACAGAGGAACAGCUCCAUCCAGUCCCGGCUGAAGUCAACUGUCCAGUCCUACCUGGAGGGGGUAAGUGCAGGGCUGGAGCAGCUGCGGUCGGCGGCCCAGGAGGUGCAGAGCGUGUGCCAGGACCUGGGGGCUGCACGAUGGGCCCUGCUCGACAGCGCAGACCACUUCCAGGGCCUCCAGCAGAUGAGGGAGCUGAUGGAGGAGCAUGUGCAGCUGGCCUCAGUGGUCCAGGUGCUGCCCCAGAUCUUCUCGGUCCAUGAGGUUUUUUCCCAUAUCCUGCAGCUGCUCCAUGGGCAGCAUCUCUUGGAGGCCCACGUGGAGCUCAUGAUGGUGGAACAACUCCGGGAUGACAUCCUCUCCCAGCUGCACCUCCGCGGGCUCUCUAGCGCCCAGGCAACUGUGCUGUCCUACUUUGGUGGCCUGCAGGACCUCAAUGAGAGCCUGGCCAAGCAGCUGUGGGACAUUGUGGGCAGCAGCCUGCGGCUGGUGCGUGAGGACCCCGUUGUCUUUGUCACUGCUGUGAGGAUCAUCGAGCGGGAGGAGAAAAUAGAUGAUACUCUGCUCUUGGAGGCCACCUUCCUGCCCCCUGGACGUCCAAAGGGCUGGAGGCAGAAGUUCUACCAGGUCCUCCAGGACACCAUCACAGGAGCCCAUUUCCAUGCUCCCCGCAUGGAUGCUGAGGGGCCAGGGCUGGCCAAGCACCUGGCAGCGCUGCAGAAGGACAUCGUGUCUGAGCUGCGUGUGGUGAAGGACCUGAUGGUCCAGUGCGUCCCAGCUCACUACAACAUCCUCAGCGUCUGCACUGCCACCUACCACCAGGCCCUCACCAGCCACCUCCAGGAGAUCCUGCGGGAGGACCUGGACAAACAGGGACUCUUCCUCCUCCUCGAGUGGGCGCUCCGUGUGUACCACAGCCCAGAGAUGAUGGGUCACCCUGACCUCCUCCCAGAAGUGGAUGUUUCUGCUCUGGAUCCCUUGAUGUCCUCUGAGCUUGUGGAUCAAACAGAGAGGAGAUAUGUGAUGAAAGUCAAGGCUAGCGUGUUCGAGUGGAUGCAGAGGACCCUGGAGGUGGAGUUCAAGGAAUGGUUCAGGGAAGAGGAACCUGAGACAGACCAUCAAGGCUUCUUCCAGUCAGCCUUGCCUGCCAUUGUCAUGCAGAUGCUGAAUGAGAACAUCCAGGUAGCUUCCUUGAUCACCGACUCUCUGCAGCAGAAGAUCUACAACAUGGCCUUGGAGGAGCUUGAGGCAUUCCUGGGUCGCCUGCGGGAAGCCCUGGUGCAGUGCGGGAAGGAGCACCAGCAGGACCGGGCCGUUCCCAAGUACUACAUCUCCCACCUGCUGGCCGUGCUCAACAACAACCUGGCUCUCAGCAAUUCUGUCUCCUCCCUGCACCCUGACACUGCCUGCAGAGAAGUCCCUGCAUCCCUCCAGGCUGCUCUAGACAGGAUGCAGAAGAAAGCCACCCAGCUGCUGCUGGAAGAACUGCUCCAGGACCUGCAGCCCCUCUGCCUGCAGCUGCCUUCCCGCAAGUGGCUCUCCGGGUCCCAGCUCGUCGGCAGCAUGUGUGAAGUGAUUGACAAGUAUGCAAAGAACUUCUCCCGCGUCAGGAAACCCUUGUUCACGCUCCUGCUGGCGGAGAGCGAGCUCCUGGUGGCAAACCAGUACCUGCGGGCACUCCUGCAGAAGAAGAUGGUGUGCAAGAGCCGGGAGGAGCGGGGCCAGCUGUGCCACCGCCUGCUGCAGGAUGCCACGCAGCUCCGGGAGCUCUUCUGUGGCCUGGGCCUGGACAAGAGCCAGCAGAGCCUGGAGGCUGUUUUUGCCCUGCGGGAGCUGAUCUGCCUCAAAGACCCAGCACUACUCAGCCUGGAGGUGCUGGGCUUCAUCAACAAGUACCCCGAUGUCAGCGAUGAGCACAUCUCCACCUUGCUGGAUAUCCGCGGUGACGUCUCCAAGGAAGUGCGGCACGUGGUGCUGGAAAUGAUGGCUCAGCACCCCCAGGUCCUGCCCGAAGGCUACCGGCCCAUCUUCAGCACCAUCCUGGUCCCUGUGCCAGAGCUGCCCUUCUGCCUUCGCAAGGGCAAGUGUGCCUGACCCUGCCUGGCACCGGUGCCCCGCUGGUCCCGGGUAGGGGCCGUGUGGGACAGCUCUGCGGCUGUGCGUGGUAAGAAUGAAGGUGACGUGUGGCAUCCCCUACACACAGCACCUUGUCCUGUGUUGGGGACAGUCUGGAUAAAGGCCACCCUCUUCUGGUCUUGCCCUGUUAGAAGAUUGUCCCCUGCAAGCACCAGUCCUGGGAUCCCUGGACUGGGGGAAAUCCUACCUGUAGCUAUUUUGCUGGCCUGCUGGGACAGUGACUGGGGGCUGCUCAGGCCUGGCCCGUUGCCUGCAGGAGAAAGAAGAGUUGCAGAAUGGACAGGAGUCUGCAGCUGGGGCAAAUUCACGUCUCCAUGGGGCUGCAGGGAUGUUUGGGUUUCCCCAAGUCUCCAGACAGCUCCCUGAGCCAGUGUGUCCCAGCCAUGGGAGGCUGUUACCAUUCCAACUCUGAGGGACACUGGAGCCUUGCUGGGGCCAGGCUGGCCAGGAGGGUUUCAGCCUUGGGAGGUCCUCUGGGCUCAGCCCUGGGGUUGGGUGUUGCUGCUCCACCAAGCUGGGCCCUGCAUGGCUGGAGUUGAGCAGCUGAGCCAGCUCAUCGUGGCUCACGGAUGCAGAGAAGAGCACAAGGUGGUCUCCCCACCCUGGACAGUGCCAUCAGCCCUAUCCCUGCUGGCACAAAGGGACAGCUCUGAGUUCCUGCUCACCUGCCAGUCUCCUGGUUCUGGCUCAUUUGUCAGCAUCCAAUGCAGGAUUGGAGUUGGAGACUCUCAAGCUGCAUGGAGUGUGGUCGUGCCUGGUGUGUUGCCUUGCUCCAAGGUUCCUCCGUGAUGGGCAGCAUCACCCUGAGCACUGGCUCUCCCUCCAUCCUCUGCUGCUGCCAGCCCUUGGCAUCUCCUCCCAGGUGCCAUAUGAAGAUCAGGAGCAGUCUGUGUCCCUGCCUACACCCUUGUGCCCAGCCCCUGCAGUGACCUGGGAGACCUCCAUGCUCUACCAUGCUUCCCACCCUGGGAUGGCCCACACCCCACUGUCCUUGCAUGGUACCACUGCUGCAAAUAAAGGCCUAAGCUCUGCACUCG